GGAACAUAUGCCACAGUAUAUGCGCACACAAUACUGCAAUCAUCGAAUCACAUACAGUUGUCCCACGCGCAUGCCGAGCAAAACUGCUUUUCAACUCGGGGUCGAUCUGAUCUAAUCGCCUAAUGCAGGGCGGAUGGCGGAUGCACCACGUUCGUCCGCCCGGAUGACGAUGAAACCCAGAGCUCUCCAACAGCGCCCACACUAGCAUUAGCAUCUCACACCAAAGCUGCCUCCGACGCUCCACUACCACCACGCGGAAUGUCCGUCUCCAGUUGUAUCAGCUAACAUCUCCCAUUACCAUUCUAUUCACUUCCCUACCCCAUUCACAUCCUCUUACCUCCGCAUACUUCCGCGCCACUCCGUCAGGCGCGCCUCCCCGUGUUGUAUAGAGGCAUCCAUCAGCAUGCCGGCGAGCGACUACGAUGUCCGCGCUCUCGCGCUACCUUUAGAAGAUGAAGAAACAGGCCAGACGCCAAUAUGGAGCCGGCGUUCGCAAUCAUCUACCUUCCGGCGCAACGCAUCGCACCAAAGUCAACACAGCUCAUGGCGGCAGCGCGCCAUGGACAAGUACGAUACGCUCUCGCGACGAGUACUGGAUCAAUACAACAAACUUUCUCCCCUGCAGAAAGUGCUGUUCUUCGUAGGGAACUUGGUGCUGGCAGUGGGCGGCAUAUUGUUCUUGGUGUACAACGAGCGCAUAUUCGGGGCCCUGUUGCCCGUCGCGAAGAAGUGGAGAGACGUGACGGCCGGGUGGCUGAUACUCUGGGUCUUGAUCUUCAUCGUAUCAUUUCCGCCAUUAAUCGGGUAUUCGAGUUUACUCACCAUAGCCGGCUUUGUCUAUGGUUUUCCAAACGGUUGGUUCAUAGCUGCGACAGCAACCGUUGCCGGCAGCACAGCAUCCUUCCUCCUCUCGCGCACCCUCCUCAAAUCCAUGGUCCACCGUCUCAUAGCGAAUGACACGCGCUUCGCUGCCCUCUCCCUUACCCUCAAACACGACGGCCUCAAACUCCUCGUCAUGUACCGACUAUGCCCGCUACCAUACUCCAUCUCCAACGGUGCUGUCGCAACCUUCCCUACCGUACACUGGGCAUCCUACGCUCUAGCCACAGCCAUAGUAUCACCAAAGCUGAUGCUUCACAUAUUCAUCGGAAGUCAACUCGAGAAGAUUGCCGAAAGUGGAGGCAAAAUGGACCCCAGCACAAAAGCUCUAUCUUACGUUUCCAUCUUCAUUGGUCUCGUUGCGGGUGUGACCACAGGCUGGCUCGUAUACCGCAAGACCAAGGCCCGCGCGGCACAGCUAGAAGCUGAGGAGCGUGCGGGUAUCCGUCGCAUGAGUAUCGAGGACCUUGAACAUGAAUACGCGGACGACCCGGGGGCGCUGGAAGCUGCCGAAAGAUUACGUGAAGAGGAUGACGAUAUCAGUCUCCGCACUACGUGGGACGAUGAGUACAGAGAUGAGCCACCUGAGACGGGUGAUGCCGUGGAAAUCGGCGACGAUCCAUUCAAGGACGGCGAUGCUAGUGACGGAGAAGAACGGGGACGCGGAAGGCAGAAGUAGACGUAUUUGGAUAUGGUCUUUUUACUUAGAUCGCUUGGAUAGACGAGUACCUACUAUAGACUACUAGAAUCGAAUCCGUGUCGUGAAG
Messenger RNA from Alternaria rosae, 1646 nucleotides. RefSeq lists its product as uncharacterized. The coding region runs from base 404 to 1558 and encodes 384 amino acids. Lineage: Eukaryota; Fungi; Ascomycota; Dothideomycetes; Pleosporales; Pleosporaceae. Gene Ontology annotation, biological process: mitotic spindle elongation; vesicle-mediated transport. Gene Ontology annotation, cellular component: Golgi membrane. The transcript is spliced from 2 exons. The record is from RefSeq and is a predicted model, not a curated record.